Messenger RNA from Coffea eugenioides, 948 nucleotides. Its product is annotated as leucine-rich repeat extensin-like protein 3. Bases 1 to 948 code for a protein of 315 amino acids. The record is from RefSeq and is a predicted model, not a curated record. Lineage: Eukaryota; Viridiplantae; Streptophyta; Magnoliopsida; Gentianales; Rubiaceae. The transcript has 2 exons.
AUGGCCUUUAAUCCAGUUGUCAAGCCUGGUGAAAUUUCCCAUGCCCAAAUUCUGAUGCUUGAGAAGCAGCAAAUGCGAAAGACUAAGCUUGAUAAAAAGCUUAAGUACAUGAUGUACAUCCAUGCUUGGAGAAAAUUGUCGAGCAUUAUCUUUGUUGCCGCAUUUGCUGCUGUUCUUAUAUGUUCACUCAUGGCUGCUGCUAUGGCUACUCCUCCUGUUGCGGCCGCCCUUGCUGCUGCUACUUCCAUCCCUCUGGGAUCAAUGGGGAAGUGGAUUGAUUCUCUUCUGCAUAGCUAUGAAAAUGCUGUCAAAGGACAGAAGGAGAUCAUGAGCUCAAUUCAAGAUAGAAAAUUGCAACGCAGACGCAGCAACAACCCAGACGCAGCAACAAUGCAGCAACGCAGCCUCCCAUCAGCCCAGCAGCCUGCUCCACCCCCAACUCCGCCACCGGCCCCACCUCCAGCACCUCCGCCAAAGCCUCCUCCAGCCCCUCCUCCCACGCCUCCACCUGCUCCACCUCUGGCACCACCACCAAUGCCUCCACCAGCCCCUCCUCCUACUCUCCCGCCUGCUCCACCUCCAACUCAACCAUCAGCCCCACCUCCUGCACCACCACCUACUCCUCCACCAGCACCUCCUCCAACGCCACCACCAGCACCACCACCACUAUCUGCACCUCCUCCAACUCCAACACCACCAUCGGCUCCUUCACCAGCACCUCCUCCAAUGCCACCUCCCGCCACCCCUCUCCUUCCUUUCCCCUUCUCCUCCCCCUUGCCCUUCCCCUCCCUCUUCCCUCGCCCGGCAGUCAAGGCGCACCUCCUCCACAAGCCAGUCAAAAUUUUUUUUUUUUGCAAUUUUCAGCCUUCCCCUCUCCUCCCCCUUCCUGCAAUCUGGUGCGUGGAAAAAUCCCCCUCCCCGGCACUGUCUAGGGCACCGCUUCUGUGA